AUGCAGGCGUUAGAGGCAUGGCUGCGGGAUAGAGGGUUGCAAGAAGCAUUUGAAAAGAUUCUCACUGGCCCGCUCGACUAUCUACGAGAAAACCCCGGCAAGGACAUUCGUGGCAAGCUCAUUGACGCAUUUAAUGAAUUCCUCGAGGUCCCGGAGGACAAAUUAGUGGCGAUCAAGCGGAUCAUCGACCUUCUACACAAUGCUUCCUUGCUUAUUGACGAUAUCCAAGAUUCAUCGACGCUGCGGCGCGGUGUGCCAGUCGCCCAUAGUAUCUUUGGAAUCCCACAAACGAUCAACUCGGCCAACUAUGCCUACUUUCUGGCACAACGCGAAUUGAUGUGUCUUACGAACCCGCUUUCAUUUAACAUCUACACUGAAGAGCUAAUCUGCCUACACCGUGGCCAGGGCAUGGAGCUGCAUUGGCGCGAUACGCUCCAGUGUCCGUCCGAGGAGGAAUACAUCCAGAUGGCCUUGGACAAGACUGGGGGCCUCUUCCGGCUAGCGAUCCGACUGAUGCAGGCUGAAAGCACUACUGGUAGUGACUACGUCCCGCUGGUGGAGACCUUGGGACUUCUCUUCCAAAUCAGGGACGAUUACCAGAAUCUGCAGAGCGACGCUUAUUCCACAAACAAGGGAUUCUGUGAGGACAUCGGGGAGGGGAAGUUCUCGUACCCAAUUAUUCACAGCAUUCGGUCUCGGCCGGGGGAUAAUCGCCUGCUGAGCAUAUUGAAGCAGCGUAGCGAGGAUAUCACCGUUAGAAAGUAUGCGGUCGAGUAUAUUGAUUCUACCGGAAGCUUUGACUACUGUGAAUGGAAAAUCGCCUCAUUGCUGCAGGAGGCCAGGGAGCAGGUAAGGACGAUACUGGAUACCACACAGCGUGGAUCACAAAUCGAGAAGAUUUUGAACAUGUUGGAGAUCAGCAAGAAAUGA
Molecule: messenger RNA, 930 nt
Organism: Aspergillus caelatus
Lineage: Eukaryota; Fungi; Ascomycota; Eurotiomycetes; Eurotiales; Aspergillaceae
Product: FPP/GGPP synthase family protein
Exons: 3
Coding region: 1-930 (309 amino acids)
Biological process (GO): isoprenoid biosynthetic process
Molecular function (GO): prenyltransferase activity
Source: RefSeq, a predicted model, not a curated record